This is a messenger RNA of Cinclus cinclus, 2222 nucleotides long. It is a transcript of the gene HMMR, whose product is annotated as hyaluronan mediated motility receptor. The transcript has 18 exons. Gene Ontology annotation, molecular function: hyaluronic acid binding. The record is from RefSeq and is a predicted model, not a curated record. The coding region runs from base 1 to 2196 and encodes 731 amino acids. NCBI's taxonomy places the organism in Eukaryota, Metazoa, Chordata, Aves, Passeriformes, Cinclidae. Gene Ontology annotation, cellular component: membrane.
AUGGCCUCUGUGGGUGCGCCGCUCUGCCGCCACCGUGACCGCGAUGGGAGCGCUGCACGUACCCCCCUCCAAGGAUCCCAUAACGUUAAGCCAUCAGAUGGAGCGGGAAGUUUGCUGUCCUCUGAAGCAUGUCAAGGAGUUAGGAAACAGAAGAGUAAUACAAAUCUGAGCAGUGAGAAGAGUGCACCCACUCCAGUAACUUCAAGGAGACUCACAUCUCUUGGAGCAAUGCCGGCUAAUGGGAUUGUGAAGACUAAAAAAGAUCUUGUGCUUAUGAAAGAGAAAAAGAAACAGAAGGCACUGGAGAAGGAGAUUCGUGCAUUAGUGAGAGAACGUGGAGAACAGGAUAAAAAGCUUAAGGCUCUGGAUGAAGAUCUUGUUAAGACUGAAGCAAAGCUGAGUGCUGCAGUUCAGGAGAAAACAUCUCUUUCGGCAAAUGUUGCAUGCCUGAAAAAACAGCUUCUGGAGAUUACAAGAAGCAAUGAACUAUUAAAGUCAAAGCUGUCUGAAGAUGGUGCGCAGAAGAAAAUGAGCAGUCUGUGUAUGGAGUUGAUGAAGCUCAGAAACAUGAGGGAUGCUAAGGAAAAGACUGCACUGUCAAAGCAGGAAGACAUGGAAAUGAAGCUGCAGGAAGUACAAAGGAAUCUAGAGCAUUCAAAAGGAAAAGUAGCGCAGUUACAAGAAAAACUGUCUGCUACUGAGAGAGAGAAAGUUGAAGAAAAGUCUGACACUGAAAGACUCCUGGAAUAUAUUACAGAACUCAGUAGUGUUGCAGAAACAGCUAAGAAAUACAAACUGGAAGUCAGCCAGAUGGAGGAGACACUGAGUAAGAAAGACCAAGAUAUUGAGAUCCUGAGGAAUACCCUCAAAGCAAAAGAGGAAGAGUCAUGUAAACUGAUGAAAGAACUUAAUGAGAGGUGUCAAUUGCUUCAACAAGAGAAAGAGAAAGAAUUGCUGGAGGCUGAAGGACAGCUCCUGAGAAUGAAUGCUGAAAUAGAAGACCUGAAAAAAAAAAUUGAUUUAGUGGAACAAGAACAUCAAAAACUGCUUCAGAAGCAUCAGGAGGUCAUCUCUCAACUGCAGCAAGAGAAGGAGUCAUCGGCAUCAGUGCAGCAGAAGUUACUGGAGUUUGAAGAUGAAGUAGCAAGUGAGAGACAUCUUCUGGAAAAAGAGCUGAAUGAUACCGUGAAGGAGCUGAAUACGUUGCAUGUGAAGGAGAAGACAGCUGAAAAGCUGGUGAAACAACUGGAACAAGAAAUCAAAUCUCAAGAUCGUGAACUUGCACAGAUGAAAGAAGAGUUGAAAGGGAAGAAUGCAGAGUUAGAGCAAAUCAAGGCAAUGCAUAGCAGUGCUCUAUUGAAAAUCCAAGAAGAGCACAGCAAUACCCUGCAGAAACUUGGAAAGACUAUUGCUGACUUUGAAAGCUACAAGAAAACAUCAGGUGAAGAAAUUUGCAGUUUUAAACUGGAGAAUACCUCUCUGCGAGAAGAAAUUGUGAGCCUAAAAAAAGUAGGCCAAGACAAUCUGCAGCUGCUUCAAGAAGCAGAAUACAAUAAAAACAAAACAAAUGAAGAAUGUGCAAGGAUGCUUUUAGAAGCCCAGACCAAGCUUGCACUAAAAGAAGCAGAAACAGAGAGAACAAAAGAGUCUUACCUUGCACAAAUGACUGAACUUCAGGAAAAAUUUGAGGAGCAAACUGAAGAUUUGAAAAGAGAACUUGAAGCAGAAAGAUCAAGGAAAACCAUAAGUGAAGAUGUGACCUCUAGCUUAAAGAAAGAGAUCAAGACCUGGUGUAAACUGUAUGAAGAUUUACAUAACAAAGUUAAGCCUUUUCAGCAACAACUAGAUGCUUUUGAAGCAGAGAGGAAUGCACUCCUGGAGAAGCAUGGGGCAGCCCAAGAAGAGCUGAAUAAACUGAGUGAUGCGUAUGCUAAACUACUUGGCCACCAGAACAUGAAACAGAAAAUCAAGCAUGUUAUGAAGUUGAAGGAAGACAACGCCCACUUGAAGCAGGAUGUCUCAAAACUGCGUGCGUUGCUAGCUAAGGAAAAGCAAACCAGCAGACAUCUUCAGGAGCAGCUGUGUGCAGUGCAGGGCAUUAAGUGUUUUGAUCCUUCCAAAGCUUUCCAGCAUGACAGCAAGGAAAAUAUUCCUCCAAAAACACCUUUAAAAGAAGGUAAUAAAAACAAAAUUUAAAGUUUACUUGAUAUUAAGAAAAUCAC